Carassius auratus (goldfish) is the source of this 2080-nucleotide messenger RNA. RefSeq names its product retinol dehydrogenase 8-like. Bases 552 to 1493 code for a protein of 313 amino acids. Gene Ontology annotation, cellular component: cytoplasm; cytosol. Gene Ontology annotation, molecular function: estradiol 17-beta-dehydrogenase [NAD(P)+] activity. The record is from RefSeq and is a predicted model, not a curated record. The transcript has 6 exons. Gene Ontology annotation, biological process: estrogen biosynthetic process. Lineage: Eukaryota; Metazoa; Chordata; Actinopteri; Cypriniformes; Cyprinidae.
AAUUGUCUGGAGCCGCCACUGUCUGUCAAACAGGUUGUGUGCUUUUGUAUCUUAUGUUUUGUUUUCACGCAGUGCAACUGUCGUCACUGUCAUUUUUAACGCUUAUUAAAACGUGACGACCUUUAUAAAACAUAAAACUUGUCGUCAUGCGGUUUUAGAAUGUAUCAAAUCUCUAGAUCAGUUAAAACAAACUCAUGAGGCGCGCUCCCGUGAUGGGAAAAUCUGAUUAAGAUUUAAUCCUCAGUCCAGAAACCUUUCUAAAUUCUAAUUUAUGUUCCCUUGAAAUGUUCAACUAGCACGAAAAAUGGGAAACUUUAAUUCAGGGAUCUUGUUACAGUGUGCUUACUGAUUUCUGUAUUUUUAAGAGCUUGUAAAUGUACGUUGCACUGCUGUUAUGUGUUGUAAUAUAUUUGCAUAAGUAUGGCUAUAUGUGUAACUGAGAUAUAACGCACCAAAAGAUGAUGAUCAUCAGCUAUGGCAAAUAUAGUGCUACUAAAGUUUAAUGCUUUGUAAGUGAUUUCAGAUUAGAAAUUAAUCCUUGAACGAAAGAUAUGGGGACACGAAAAGUUUUGGUGACAGGAUGCUCCUCUGGAAUUGGUUUGGCGUUGGCUGUCCGUCUCGCAAAAGAUAACUUAAGGCGAUUCAAAGUUGUGGCCACUAUGAGGGACCUGGAUAAGAGAGAAGCUCUGGAGAGAGCAGCUGGAAAAUCCCUCAACAGAUCGCUGGAGAUCCGACAGCUGGAUGCCACCUGUGAGGACUCCAUCAGAGAGUGUGUCAACAGUUUACCAGAUCGACAAGUGGAUGUGUUGGUGAAUAAUGCCGGUGUGGGUAUGAUUGGUCCUUUGGAGUGUCAGAAUGUAAGUGCUAUGCAGGAACUCUUCAACACUAACUUCUUUGGGCUGGUGAGACUGGUAAAGGAACUGCUUCCUGACAUGAAGCGGCGUCAGAGUGGACACAUCAUAGUGAUGGGCAGCGUCCUGGGAAUCCAGGGACUACUUUUCAAUGAUGUCUAUGCUGCCUCUAAAUUUGCUGUAGAGGGGUUUUGUGAGAGUCUUGCCGUGCAAGCUAUGAAGUUCAAUGUCAAGAUGACGUUAGUGGAGCCAGGCCCAGUUGUAACUGAGUUUGAGAAGAAAGUGUAUGAAGAGGCAGAGAAGAUGGAUCUCUCAGAGACUGACGAGGAGACCGCUCGCAUCUUCCGUCAGAUCUACCUGAAAUAUUCACAUGAAGUUUUUUACUCAGUCGGCCAGACACCUAAGGAAGUGGCAGAGAAAACUCUCCAGCUAAUUGUGUCCAAAAACCCUCCAUUUCGUCAUCAGACCAAUCGUUUGUACAGGCCACUGACUGCCAUGAAGCAUGCUGACCCUACUGGGCAUCUACCCUUAGAUGCAUUCUAUAAAAUGAUCUUCCAGCAUGACCAUAUGUUCAAUGCUAGUCUGAGUAUACUACGCAUACUUCACAGGAGAAUGGGUGCUGCCCAAAAAUCUCUCCAUUGAUUCUGAUGAGGAAAAACUUUACAAAAGCAUUUCAGAGACAGUUUUAUGCCCCAAAAAUGGGUCAGUACUCAAUGCAAAUAAUAAAAUGCAACAAAAACCGAUAGCAUAGCAAGAGGUUUACUAUUAGGACGGGUUGCAAUUUGAUGUCUAAUGUAAAGUCUGGAUCCUGAAGCAGUGUUCUAUCUUUAACCUCAAGACAACUGUAAUAAUCAUGAAUACAUGAAGUACAUAAUGUUUAGAUGCAAACUGCAGUGUAACAGCUCUAGUGUCCUUUUCAUGUUGUAAUGUUUUUUUUACCAGUCAAGGAGCUGUAUUUAGAUUUCAGAAACCCUUCUUAUUAGCGGGGGACAUUAAGUGAACGGCAGCCAUCAACUUAAAUGCUUGUGCUUGCCCUAGUGCACAUGUACAAGAGACUUAAGGCGAUUCAGUGCCCAAUAUACUCACGAAGUUCUUUUUUAGUUCUUUGCUUAGAAGUCAAAUAAUGUUGGAAAUAAAUUGGCUACCAAACAUCUAGAUGUUGUUCAUGCUACUAAGAGCAAGGUUUAGAUUAAUAUGUAAAUGUGGGCUGAUAAUAUAGUUUAUGCAAA